This is a messenger RNA of Mirounga angustirostris (Northern elephant seal), 5257 nucleotides long. It is a transcript of the gene SCLT1, whose product is annotated as sodium channel and clathrin linker 1. NCBI's taxonomy places the organism in Eukaryota, Metazoa, Chordata, Mammalia, Carnivora, Phocidae. The transcript has 21 exons. Gene Ontology annotation, cellular component: centriole. The record is from RefSeq and is a predicted model, not a curated record. Gene Ontology annotation, biological process: clustering of voltage-gated sodium channels; cilium assembly. The coding region runs from base 580 to 2577 and encodes 665 amino acids.
AGACGGCGUUACCGUCUCCAAGGAGCGGUCCGGGGCACCGGUUUCAAAGUCGCAGGGCGGGCCGACUGGACUUCCGCUGCUGGCCCCGGGUUUCCCCGCCGUCCUGGAGUCAACGCUUCCACCCCAAACGCUCCUCCAAGGACGCCGUCACCCGGCUUCUUGCCGGCUCCUUCGGCUGUCUCCUAAGUGGCCCGAUACGACCCCGAGUGACCUGCGGGACGCCUAUAGCCACCUGCGUCCCCGUUUUACCCGGCCGGGAUUCGGGUGAACGUGGAACAAAAUUCACUUGGUGGGUCCCCAGCAGACCUGAAAUCUGAAGUCUGCUGCCUGAGCGAGGGGCUACGCUGGGACUCGGGAGAAGAAGGCGCGGCGGGGCUGUUGACGCCGCGUGAGUAGGAUGCUGAUAAUACCGCUCGAGUGCUUGACAACCUCCGGAGCGUUGCUUUAGUUUUGUUUUCCCGCACAGCGAGCUCUGGGUUUUUUCUUCUUCGGUGGUGGUGGUGGUGGGGUUUUGUUUUGUUUUUGUUGUUUUUGAAGAAAGCGAAGGUGGUGAAAGCUCCAAACUAAAAUUCUGUCGGAAUGGCCACAGAAAUCGACUUUCUGAGAGAUCAAAAUCGACUAAAUGAAGUACUUAGACGGUAUCAAAUGGAAAAUUUUUCCAAAUAUUCAUCAGUGCAGAAAACUGUCUUCAAAGGAGAUGGAGAUGACACAUUAGAAAACACAAUAGUUGAUCAAAGCUUUUUAGCUCCUCUUAUUAUUGAGUAUGAUAAGCAUCUGGAAGAGCUGAAUAGGCAGCUGAAGUAUUAUCAGAAACAUAUGGGCGAGAUGAAACUACAUCUUGAAAAUGUCAUCAAGGAAAACGCAAGGUUGCACAGUGAAUUAAAAGAUGCUGUUGAAAAGCAACUGGAGUCCCUUCCCUUUGGCACAGACAUGGGAAAUGAUAUAUAUACAGACGAUGAAACAGUUAGGAAUCUACGAGAACAAUUACAACUAGCCAAUCAAGAAAAAACUCAGGCUGUGGAACUCUGGCAGACUGUUUCUCAGGAGCUGGACAGACUUCAGAGACUUUACCAGGAACAUAUGACUGAGGCCCAGAUUCAUGUAGUUGAAAGUCAAAAACAAAAGACUAACCAACAGUUUCUGAAAACAGUAACUGAACAAAAUGUGGAAAUUGAGCGCCUCCAAAAAAAACUCAGGCAAGCCAAGUUAGAUAUGAGAGUUGCAGCAGCAAAAGUGGAAGAGUUAAAUAACAUGGCUGAAAAUCUUCAAGGACAAAUGCAAAAGAAGGAGGAGGAAAUGUUGUCUGCCCAAGGAAGAGAGGAAGCAUCAGAUAGGCGUUUACAGCAGUUACAAUUUAGUAUAAAACAAUUAGAAACAAGACUCUGUGUAGCAAUCCAAGAAGCCACCCAAUUAAGAGCACAAAAAACACAUUUGGAAAAACAGACCAGAGAGUUACAAGCAAAGUGCAAUGAAUUAGAAAGUGAAAAAUAUGAAGCUAUUGUAAGAGCCAGAAAUAGCAUGCAGCUCUUAGAAGAAGCUAACCUUCAAAAAAAUCAGGCUCUACUUGAAGAGAAGCAAAAAGAAGAAAAUAUAGAGAAAAUGAAAGAAACAGUCUCUCGGCUUAUGCAAGAUGCUGCCAUAAGAACCAGGAAGGAAGUUACAAGCACAAGGAAACAGUAUAAUAUACAGAUUUCUCGACUAAAAGAAGAACUUUCAGCCCUUCAAAUGGAGUGUGCUGAAAAACAAGGACAAAUUGAACGAGCCAUUAGGGAGAAAAAAGCAGUGGAAGGAGAACUAGAAAAGAUUUACCAUGAAGGUAGAGUAAAUCAAAGUGAUUACAGAAAACUAGAAGAAAUGCACCAAAGAUGUCUGGUUGCAGAGCGUUCAAAAGAUGAUCUUCAACUAAGACUUAAGACAGCAGAAAAUAAAAUAAAACAACUUGAAAUAAAUUCCUCAGAAGAGAUAUCACGUUGCCAAGAAAUGAUUCAGAAACUUCAAAACAUAUUGGAGUCUGAGAGAGAGAACUGUGGAUUUGUCAGUGAACAAAGGCUGAAACUUCAGCAAGAAAAUGAACAGUUACAGAAAGAGACUGAAGAUUUAAGAAAGCUUGCUCUCGAGGCUCAAAAAAAAGCCAAAUUAAAGAUCAGUACAAUGGAACAUGAAUUUUCAAUAAGGGAACAUGGAUUUGAAGUUCAACUGAGAGAGCUGGAAGAUAGUAAUCGAAAUUCCACUGUUGAACUGAGGCAUCUCUUAGUGACUCAACAGAAGGCGGCCAAUAGGUGGAAAGAAGAAAGAAAGAAACUUACUGAAAGUGCAGAAAUUAGAAUCAGUAAUCUAAAGAGUGAGCUGAGUCGACAGAAACUUCAUACCCAAGAGCUGCUUUCUCAGCUGGAAAUGGCAAAUGAAAAGGUAGUUGAGAAUGAGAAACUAAUUCUAGAGCAUCAAGAAAAAGCCAACAGACUUCAAAGGCGUCUAAGUCAGGCGGAACAGAGAGCGGCUUCAGUUUCCCAGCAGCUCAGUGUGAUUACAGUGCAGAGAAGAAAAGCAGCCUCCAUGAUGAAUCUGGAAAAUAUUUAAAAAUGUUCAUAGUUCACUCACAGAACUUUAGAAUUGGGAAAGCUGUUGGACUAGAAGUGUAUUGAAAUGGUAAAAACCUGCAGAGAAUGGUUAAGGCUUGUGUCAUUUUGCAUAGGCAUUUUCCAUUCUGUUUUGAGGGUUAUUGGAAAACAGAACAGUGGCAGCUUCCUGUAAGUAAAGAAAAUAUAACCCUAUAUUGAGCUUCAGUGGAGAAAAAAGCCAGCUGAGAAGAAUUCAUUGCCUUCAUCAACGUAUCUGUUUUUCAAUUCCCCCUUCCUUCCCUUGGAAGAGCAUAAUAAUUUUCAAACUAUACUAAUCAUGGGAAAGAGAUUUUUAAGAUAAUGUUAGAAUUUUAAUAUUUCAGGUUCCAUGAUUUGAGAAUUUUACAUCUAAUUGUUACUCCUAACUCAUUUUAAGUUCCCAAGUAUCCAUUUUAUUAUAAACUCAUAAAUGUAAUAAAUUAUGUACUUUCUAAAAUGAUGCUGUCAUGUAUUUUAAUGUAUAAUUGUAGUGAUUCAUUUUUAAUUUACAUGAUUUCCAGUAUUUAUCAUAUAUUGAUAUUUAAGAAUAUGGGAGGUUUUGUUUUUUGUUUUUGCUCUGUUACUCAAAGCAGUACUAAUCAAGUGGAAUCUUCAAGUCUGAGAAUGCAUGGGCAUUGAACUAUUGCAGUCUAGUUGAUUUUCACAGAUCCAUGUAGUUAGCUCCUCUCUGCUCCUAGUUUGAACUUGGGACACCUGCUUUCUGCUGAUGAGUGCAGAUAAAUGCGCAUCUGGUUAACAAGUUAGGAAACUAUUGCAGUGGUCCAGAUAAAAGAUAAUGAAUUGAGUUUGAAGUGACAUGAAAACAUUCAUGUGCAAAUAUUCAAGCAGCUGUCAGAAGCUUAGGACUGGUGCUAGCAAACCAGGAUAGGAAGGGAGUCUUUGGCACGGGACUGAGAAUUGAAGCCAUGGAGUAUAGGAGCUUGCCUGGAGGCUUCCUGUGAUGUGGCUGACUACCUCUUCCCCUCAUUUCUUGUGCUGCAGCUCUGAUGGUGGCCUUCUGCUUCCGUCAGUACGUCAUCCUUCCUCCCCACAGGAUCUCCGUGCCUCUCUUGCCAUCCGCACGUUCUUCAGAUCACCACUGCUCAGACAUCCCUGCCUCAGAGAGCCUUCCAGCCUCCAGACUAGACUAGAACACAUCAUCUAAUGCAGUUCUGAGCAUUAAAGGGAAAUCAUAUUGAAGAUUUCAACCUUGAAGUUAAUUGCAAAGUUUGCUGCAGAUGGCUAAUGUUUCAAAGGUAAAAUCUGUUUUCUAAGUGAUCUGGGUAAAAACAUGAACACGAGUCCCUGGUGCCACAUUUCCCAUGACAUAUUGCAGAACUGCCAAUGAUAGGCCCUUCCUUGGGCUCCUGGGGGCUUAACUUCCCCGGGGAACUAUUGUGGUUAUUCAACUUAAGACCUUGCAGGAAGAACCACAGUUAUUUCUCUCUGGGGUCUUACUCAGAGCAAGCAACAUGGAAGUAAGUAGUCACUGAGGAGGAACAAGGAGAAAUAAACAAGCUUUUAGCCAAAUGUAUGAACAAUUCAUGUUUAAAAAAAAAAAACUGGCCAAGAUUUUACAAAAAUUAUAAAUUAGGGACAGUAACACCACCCUGUUGUGGCUCAUAAUCUACAAGAGAAUGCAGACUGUAAACCCAUAGCAGCUUUGCUGUUCCCACCUUAAAGGAAGGUGUGUUUCAUUCUAUGCUAAUUUCUGCCUGUAGUGGUUAAAUAAAGACUGUUUCAGGCCAGGAAAACAAAACCAGAAAUUAGAACUAGAGUCUAGGCCCGGUUCUGCCAAUGCUUAUUGUUGUAAUCUUGGACCUACCUCCUUUGUGAAACACAGAGAUCUCUUCUUUGUCCUAGUGUUGCAGAAUUCUGUUAUCAAAAGACAGCAUUUAAUGAAACUACCCUUUGAAAAAUUAUUUCUGAAGGAUCUUAAAGUCUUCCUGUCAUUCAGGAAUAACAUUUCUUGCCUCAGAAGGCUCACUGGUCAACAAUUUGGAGAAAUCAAGGCCUUGUUCCUACUCACAGUCUGUCAUUUACUAAAUGCCUACUGCAUGCUUUAGAUGUUUAUGAACUUGCUUGAAAUAUCACAAUAACCCCCGUAAAGGCGGUGGGAUGUAAUCCUUUUUUACAGAAGGGAAGAUGGAGGCUUAUGCUGGGUGAGUGACUUGGCAAAGGUCACAUGGCUGAUAAACUGCAGUUUAAGUUGCUUAGACUCAACAACAGGUUACUUUCAGAUCAAAAAUUGUAUUCUGGAAAGAACUCCAGGUGGGGAAGACUGAAAACUGAACCAUUAUCAUUUUCCAGUGCCUCACCAUCAGAGUGGAGCCAGACAGCAGCCCAGUGAAUCUGUGCUCUUCCACAAUCUUGUUCUGUCCCUACAGUUCUCCUUCCUAAACCAUGAGACAGUCGACAUACAUACACACCCACUCAGGACCGCUAUGUCAUCUCCAUCUUUAAAUACUUGGCAAAAUCAGAUUUCAAAAGACACUUAAAAAUGUAUUGCAAAAUGUACAGCAUUUAUUCACAUACAGACCAAAAGGCACAAAUUCUACUAAAUAGUUCAACAAAAAAAUACAGCUGUCCUCAACUAGUUUUAUAAAUACUUUCAAAAAGGGGAUAGAAAUAAAUACAGGAUUGGGCCAUGUAAUAUAAAA